AUGGGCACAACCAUGAACAACGAGCAGCGUCCGCCUCUGGCACCCUCGCCGCACGGAAGCCCCGCCCAACCAGCGCCCGGACCCCGCCCACGCCAGGCACCGCUGGGCACCUCGCAGUGCCAUACGUGUGGCCUCUGGCGCCUUAUAGCGAAGACUUACUUGUAUCGGUGUAAUGCCAGGGGGUCGUGCUGCGCAGCAUCGGCAGGAGACAUCCUCAGGGGCGUCGACGUCCCCCUCUACGCCUUCGCAGGAGGUCAAGCCACCCUCAGCUGCUCCUACGACCUCAGGUCAACCCGCCUCUACUCCCUCAAGUGGUACCACAACGGGACGGAGUUUUACCGCUACGUGCCGACCCAGCGGCAGCAGAUCAGCAUCAAGUCGAGCCCCAAGUUUGCUGUUCACGAACUGUUUCGAAGCGACCAGCGCGUGACCCUGUCUCUCACCAAGCUCUCCGUGUCAGCCUCAGGUCAAUACAGGUGCGAGGUCAUAGCCGAGCACCCGAGCUUCCGAACAGAGGCCUCUACUGCUACGAUGACCGUGCUGAUAUUAUUCACGAGGUUCAGUGGCUUCUUUUGA
Messenger RNA from Penaeus vannamei (Pacific white shrimp), 576 nucleotides. Lineage: Eukaryota; Metazoa; Arthropoda; Malacostraca; Decapoda; Penaeidae. The record is from RefSeq and is a predicted model, not a curated record.